AGAAAUCCAGGGCUUUCCUGAUUGUGUGUUUGUGCUUCAAAGUUUGAUGUCUAUACCCCUGGAACACGAUUACAUAGGCCUAUCAGAGACUUCUUCACUGGAAAGAAGCUCUGACAAGAUCUCAUCUUCUUCCUCAACUGUCACAACUAAGGAUGAGAACAGUAAUGUUUUCAACCUCAAAGAAACGGAGUUGAGACUUGGUUUGCCUGGUUCCUUGUCUCCUGAAAGGAAGGCUGGACUGGGGAUAUCUCUCUUUGGGAAGGAUUUUGAGGAUAAGACAAAUGGGUAUUCACACAGCCCUCUGAAGAACUUUGUCUCGGGGGCUAAGAGGGGCUUUUCUGAUGCCAUUGAUGCGUCUGGAAAUUGGGNACUAAUUUUCUCUUUAUUUUUGUCAAAGACAGGUUAUCUUUGUUGGGACUUGAAUAUUUAUGAAGACAAAUUUCUCAUGACUUAG
This is a messenger RNA of Ilex paraguariensis (yerba mate), 454 nucleotides long. NCBI's taxonomy places the organism in Eukaryota, Viridiplantae, Streptophyta, Magnoliopsida, Aquifoliales, Aquifoliaceae. The record is from the annotation of a GenBank genome assembly.